Molecule: messenger RNA, 2139 nt
Organism: Callithrix jacchus (white-tufted-ear marmoset)
Lineage: Eukaryota; Metazoa; Chordata; Mammalia; Primates; Cebidae
Gene: NOL3
Product: nucleolar protein 3
Biological process (GO): negative regulation of intrinsic apoptotic signaling pathway; negative regulation of release of cytochrome c from mitochondria; negative regulation of extrinsic apoptotic signaling pathway
Cellular component (GO): mitochondrion
Molecular function (GO): cysteine-type endopeptidase inhibitor activity involved in apoptotic process; death receptor binding; death effector domain binding
Source: RefSeq, a predicted model, not a curated record
AAGAUCAAACAAAAUGUUUGUAGGUCAUUCCCAGGUCAGCAGGGAGACAGCUGGGUCUCAGGUGAUAUCAAGAGAUCUUGGUCAGAGCUAGGCCUGAAAAAGAUUCUGGUAUCUCUGCUCAGGAAUCAGGGGACCAGGAAGGGUCAUGAGACCACAUUGGGGUUGCAGUAUGGCGGUGGUGUUGGUGAGAGGAUGCAGGGACACCCUGCUUGGAAGGGCUUGUCUUGGAAAGUUGCAUCUCAGGGUCAAGGUAAGGGAAGAGGGGCAGGGAGGCUGUCAGCACUUUGUGCUCUGGGUGCAGAGAGGACUGGAGGGGAGAGUAUGGAAGCAGGGAGCUCUGAUCCCAGGUUCUGCAGGGCCAAAACAGGAGGCAGAAGGCUGGACUUCGUAAGUGCUGAGGAUGGUGAGAGAAAUAUUCGGCAGACAGACUGGAAAGGACUUGUCUGCAAGCUGAGUGUGGAGUAUCAGCUUCAAUCCUAUGUUUUUCUGCCUGGAUAGGUGGGGAAGUAGAUUUGAGAGAAAGACGAUAGUUUGGAUAAACAGGGUCUGAACCCAGCUCAGAUCUGCCGGGGCUGGAGCUCAGAAGGUCCUGGUUGGGGAGGGCAUUCAGACAGUAGAUGCGAGUCCUGGGAGAGGCAGGGGAGGAGAGGAGAGCCACAGCUGACGUUUAGGGACAGAAGGAGGAGCCUGAGGAGGAGACAGGACAGAAGCGUCUGGAGAGGCAGGACGCUGAGUUCCCUGUGUUGGCCUCCAGGUCCUGUGCUUGCGGAGCUGACUGGAGGCUGGCAUCGAGCAGCUCCAACGAUGGGCAACGCGCAGGAGCGGCCGUCGGAGACUAUCGACCGUGAGCGGAAACGCUUGGUCGAGACGCUGCAGGCGGACUCAGGGCUGCUGCUGGACGCGCUGCUGGCGCGGGGCGUGCUCACCGGGCCUGAGUAUGAGGCGUUGGAUUCACUGCCUGAUGCCGAGCGCAGGGUGCGCCGCCUACUGCUGCUGGUGCAGGGCAAGGGCGAGGCUGCCUGCCAGGAGCUGCUGCGCUGUGCCCAACGUACCACGGGCACACCGGACCCGGCCUGGGACUGGCAGCACGUGGGCCCGGGCUACCGGGACCGCAGCUAUGACCCUCUGUGCCCAGGCCACUGGACGCCUGAGGCACCCGGCUCAGGGAUCACAUGCCCCGGGCUGCCCAGAGCUUCAGACCCUGAAGAGGCCAGGGGCCCUGAGGGCUCCGAGGCGGUGCAAUCCGGGACCCCAGAGGAGCCAGAGCCAAAGCUGGAAGCCGAGGACUCUGAAGAGGCUGAACCCGAGCCGGAGCCGGAGCUGGAACCCGAGCCGGAGCCGGAGCUGGAACCCGAGCCUGAGGCAGAACCAGAGCCGGAACUGGACCCAGAACCCGACCCAGAGCCCAAGCCUGACUCAGAGCCGGAGCCCGACUUCGAGGAAGGGGACGAGUCCGAAGAUUCCUGAAGGCCAGAGCACUGACCGGCUGUGCACCGCCCAUGCUGGAUAGGACCUGGGAUGCUGCCGGAGCUGGAUCAGAUGCCACCAAGGCUCGGUCCAGCCCAGUACCGCUAGAAGUAAAGAAACUCCCGAGGGUCAGCCAGGUCCUGGGCUCUCUCCAUGAUUCUGGCUGUUUGCCCAGGAACUGAGGGUGGGUGCCCCUGAGUCUCAGUGACCUGGGCAGCCCCAAGCCCACCACAAUCACCACCCAGUCCUAAUCUGCCCCUAGGAGCCCAGGCUGCACCCUGGAGACCUCAGACCCAGUGCCCUAUUGGGACAAGGACCUGACCCUCAUGCCCACAUAUACAACCCAUUUCCCUAAUGAGUCACUUGGCAGCCUGUGUAGGUACCAGCUCAACCCCAUGCAAGUCCCUGGGUUUAACAUGUAGCAAGUGGAGGGGGACUUCUCUCCAUGUAGGGAGGGCUUAGAGCUCACAGACUUGAGAAGUGAGACUAGAAGAGGGGAGCAGAAAGAGGGGAGUAGACAGAGGCCACAGACAUCAUAUCAUUGUCAUUACUGUUUUAAUUGUCUGGCUUCCCUCUGGACUGGGAGCUCAGUGAGGAUUCUGACUAGUAACUUACACAAAAGACACUGUACACAUAUUAUAUUUGCUGACUAAAUGAAUAAGGACUUUCCAA